Messenger RNA from Centrocercus urophasianus (Greater sage-grouse), 5652 nucleotides. It is a transcript of the gene WDR7, whose product is annotated as WD repeat domain 7. Gene Ontology annotation, cellular component: cytoplasm. Gene Ontology annotation, molecular function: protein binding. The transcript has 27 exons. The record is from RefSeq and is a predicted model, not a curated record. NCBI's taxonomy places the organism in Eukaryota, Metazoa, Chordata, Aves, Galliformes, Phasianidae. Bases 94 to 4464 code for a protein of 1456 amino acids.
ACGAGGCGGCCGCGGCCUUUGCCGUACAGCUUAGCACCCGCAGGAGGCCGGCGGCGUUGAUAUGAUAUAACACGAUUCAGGUGUGAAAGCAGGAUGGCUGGGAACAGCCUCGUGUUGCCCAUUGUCCUGUGGGGCCAGAGGGCUCCCACCCACUGCAUAUCAACCCUGCUGCUCAUGGAUGACGCGUCGAUGAUCGUCACUGGCUGCCACGAUGGCCAGAUAUGUCUCUGGGACAUUGCUCCAGAUUUAGAGAUUAAUCCCAGAGCUCUGCUGUUUGGUCACACAGCCUCAAUCACUUGUUUAUCAAAGGCCUCUGCUUCCAGUGAGAAGCAGUACAUAGUGAGUGCGUCAGAGAGUGGGGAGAUGUGUCUGUGGGAUGUGAAUGAUGGCAGAUGCAUAGAGUUUACUAAGCUAGCCUGCACACACACUGGCAUACAGUUCUACCAGUUUAUGGUUGGGACUCAGCGUGAAGGGAGGCUGUUAUGCCAUGGACAUUAUCCAGAAAUUCUUGUUGUGGAUGCUACCAGCCUUGAAGUUCUUUAUUCUCUGUUAUCAAAGAUAUCUCCUGAUUGGAUCAGCUCCAUGACUAUCAUUAAAUCCAACAGAACACAAGAGGACACUGUUGUAGCAGUUUCAGUGACUGGCAUCCUCAAAGUAUGGAUAAUAACAUCUGAAGUUAAUCGCAUGCAGGAUACAACACCCAUAUUUGAAGAGGAGUCAAAACCUAUUUAUUGUCAAAACUGUCAAAGCAUUUCUUUCUGUGCAUUUACCCAGCGGUCGUUGUUGGUGGUGUGCUCUAAAUACUGGAGGGUUUUUGAUGCUGGAGAUUAUUCCCUUUUAUGCUCGGUCCCUAGUGAGAACGAACAGACCUGGACUGGUGGUGACUUUGUGUCAGCUGAUAAAGUGAUCGUGUGGACAGAAGAUGGUCAAAGCUUCAUAUAUAAAUUACCGGCCAGCUGUCUUCCAGCCAGUGACUUGUUUCGUAGAGAUGUGGGGAAAGCAGUAGAAAAUUUAAUUCCUCCUUUGUUGUACAGUGUAUUGGACAGAGCAGAUAAACAGUUACUAAUAUGUCCCCCAGUCACCCGAUUUUUCUAUGGACCAAGGGAGUUUUUCUCUAAUCUGCUGAUCCAAGGAGACUCUUCAGGGAGGCUGUGCAUUUGGAGUGUUCCUGAUACGCUGGAACAAGACUGUGCAAAAGGACUGCAAGCAACAACUUCGAUAUCCCUCCAGGAAGCUUUUGAUAAACUUACUCCUCGCCCAGCUGGAAUUAUAGACCAACUGAGCUUAAUACCAAACAUCAAGGAACCACUGAAGGUUACAGCCAGUGUGUACAUUCCAGCCCACGGGCGGCUGGUUUGUGGUCGGGAAGAUGGAAGCAUUGUCAUUGUGCCAGCAACCCAAACUGCUAUAGUUCAGCUUUUGCAAGGAGAGCAUAUGCUUAGGAGAGGUUGGCCACCUCACCGGACUCUCAGAGGUCAUCGAAACAAAAUUACUUGCUUACUGUAUCCUCAUCAGGUUUCUUCUCGUUAUGAUCAAAGGUAUUUGAUCUCAGGUGGUGUGGAUUUCUCAGUCAUCAUAUGGGAUAUAUUUUCUGGAGAGAUGAAACAUAUCUUCUGUGUACAUGGUGGAGAAAUUACACAGCUUCUAGUUCCACCAGAAAACUGUAGUGCAAGAGUCCAGCACUGUAUUUGCUCUGUGGCCAGUGAUCACUCUGUAGGUCUUCUCAGUCUGCGUGAGAAAAAGUGCAUCAUGCUGGCAUCCCGCCACCUCUUUCCUAUUCAAGUGAUCAAGUGGAGGCCUUCUGAUGACUACCUGGUGGUGGGAUGCUCUGAUGGGUCCGUGUACGUCUGGCAAAUGGAUACUGGUGCUCUGGACAGAUGUGUGAUGGGAAUAACAGCAGUUGAAAUCCUGAAUGCCUGUGAUGAGGCGCUGCCUGCAGCUGUGGACUCCCUGAGCCACCCUGCUGUCAACCUGAAGCAGGCCAUGACACGGCGCAGCCUGGCUGCCCUGAAGAACGUGGCACACCAGAAGCUGCAGACCUUGGCCACCAACCUGCUGGCUUCUGAGGCAUCUGACAAAGGGAAUUUACCUAAAUAUUCACAUAACUCUCUGAUGGUUCAAGCUAUAAAGACUAAUUUGACAGAUCCAGAUAUACAUGUGCUCUUCUUUGAUGUGGAAGCACUGAUAAUUCAGCUGCUGACCGAAGAGGCUGCAAGACCCAACAGUGCCCUCAUCUCUCCUGAGAAUUUACAGAAGGCCUCUGGUGGGUCUGACAAGGGAGGCUCCUUCCUGACUGGUAAGCGAGCAGCUGUCCUGUUCCAGCAGGUCAAGGAAACCAUCAAAGAAAACAUAAAGGAGCAUCUUCUCGAUGAUGAAGAUGAGGAUGAAGAAUCAAUGAGGCAGAGAAGAGAAGACACUGACCCAGAAUAUCGUGCUAGCAAAUCCAAACCAUUAACUCUACUAGAAUACAACCUAACCAUGGAUACAGCAAAACUUUUCAUGUCUUGUCUUCAUGCCUGGGGCUUGAAUUCUGUUCUAGAUGAGCUUUGCCUUGAUCGUCUUGGCAUGCUUAAGCCACACUGCUCAGUGUCCUUUGGCCUUCUGUCUAGAGGAGGCCACAUGUCUCUGAUGCUUCCCGGCUACAAUCAGCCUGUAGGCAAACCAUCCUAUGAUGGCAUGGAGUUGGGCAAGAAGGUGUCUGUUACAGAAGGAUUGGGAAAGGGGACAUACGGCGUGUCACGUGCUGUCACCACUCAGCAUCUCCUGUCUGUCAUAUCGCUGGCAAACACACUGAUGAGCAUGACCAAUGCAACCUUUAUUGGAGACCACAUGAAGAAAGGCCCAACCAGGCCACCCCGGCCAGGCACUCCUGAAAUGUCAAAAGUGAAGGCCCCUCCGUCGAUGGCAAGUCAUGCAGCCCAAGGACAAAUUAAGCAAGGGUGGAGCCAGCUUGCUGCCAUGCACUGUGUGAUGCUCCCUGACCUGCUGGGUCUGGACAAGUUCAGGCCUCCUCUUCUGGAGAUGCUGGCUCGCAGGUGGCAGGACCGCUGCCUGGAGGUACGAGAAGCUGCCCAGGCCCUGCUUCUAGCAGAACUGAGGAGGAUUGAACAGGCAGGCCGGAAGGAGACCAUUGACGCUUGGGCUCCAUAUUUGCCACAGUACAUUGACAGUGUCAUAUCACCUGGAGUUACCACGGAAGCCAUUCAAACUGCUACUGCAAGCCCAGAUUCAUUGGGAACAGAGGCAAAAGUUCAGGAGGAAGAGCAUGAUCUAGUGGAUGACGACAUUACAGCUGGCUGCCUGUCCAGUCUCCCGCAGCUGAAGAAGAUCUCCACGUCCUAUGAGGAGCGCAGGAAGCAGGCUACAGCCAUCGUUCUGCUGGGUGUGAUUGGGGCAGAAUUUGGGGCUGAGAUUGAGCCCCCUAAGCUGCUGACACGGCCACGCAGCUCCAGCCAGAUCCCUGAGGGCUUUGGGCUGACGAGCGGUGGGUCCAAUUAUUCCCUGGCAAGGCAUACCUGCAAGGCACUGACAUUUCUGCUGCUGCAGCCUCCCAGCCCCAAGCUGCCUGCGCACAGCACCAUCCGCAGAACUGCCAUUGACCUCAUCGGCCGUGGCUUCACUGUCUGGGAGCCCUACAUGGAUGUCUCUGCAGUGCUGAUGGGCCUGUUGGAGCUCUGCGCUGAUGCCGAGAAGCAGCUUGCCAACAUCACAAUGGGGCUGCCCCUGAGCCCGGCGGCUGACUCUGCACGCUCGGCACGCCACGCGCUCUCGCUCAUCGCCACAGCCCGGCCGCCCGCCUUCAUUACCACCAUCGCCAAGGAGGUGCACAGACACACCGCCCUUGCAGCAAACACACAGUCUCAGCAGAAUAUUCACACCACAACUCUUGCUCGGGCUAAAGGAGAGAUCUUGAGAGUCAUUGAAAUCCUUAUUGAGAAGAUGCCUACCGACGUUGUGGACCUUCUUGUGGAGGUUAUGGACAUCAUCAUGUAUUGCCUCGAAGGAUCUUUAGUUAAGAAAAAAGGUCUUCAAGAAUGCUUUCCAGCCAUCUGCAGGUUCUACAUGGUCAGCUAUUACGAGCGAAGUCACAGAAUAGCAGUUGGAGCUCGCCAUGGUUCAGUGGCCCUCUACGAUAUCCGGACUGGGAAAUGUCAGACAAUCCACGGGCACAAGGGGCCGAUCACAGCAGUGGCCUUUGCUCCUGACGGCCGGUACCUUGCCACCUACUCCAACUCAGACAGCCACCUCUCCUUCUGGCAGAUGAACACGUCACUGCUGGGCAGCAUCGGCAUGCUCAACUCAGCGCCCCAGCUGCGCUGCAUCAAGACCUACCAGGUGCCACCCGUCCAGCCCGCGUCCCCUGGCUCGCACAACGCCCUGCGCCUGGCCCGCCUCAUCUGGACCUCCAACCGCAACGUCAUCCUCAUGGCCCACGAUGGCAAGGAGCACCGCUUUGUGGUCUAGGGGAAGCUGCCUAAGCUGAAAUGCGUUUCUGUUACAACUCCAUGUAACUCUCCCUUCUUUGUUGCUGUCCUCUGGUCAUGGGGCAGGACCAGCCAGGUCAUGGCUCUGCUUGCUUUACCAGGUUACAGCUCUGCCCGGUUUUCCAGGCCGUAGUUCUGCCUGAUUUGCCAGGUUAUGACUCUGCCUGGUUUGCCAGGUCAUGGUUGUGCCCGGUUUGCCAGGCUGUGGCUCUGCCUGCCUUGUCAGGCCAUGGUUGUGCCCGGUUUGCCAGACCAUGGCUCUGUCUGGCGUGCCAGGUCACAGCUCUGCCCGCUUUGCCAGGCCAUGGCACCAGGUGUGUUCUCUUUGCAGCAGGGUGGGGGAAGCUGUGGUUCUGGGAGGCCCAGUCCCACCCUGACUGUGCCGUGGCCUGGCCGGUGGCUGCUGGCCUCGUGCUGGUGGCCUGGUUCCACGUGCUCACAGAGCCUCUGUGGUUUACCAAAGGCCCCGUUUACAUGUAUUCCUUCUAGUGACCACUGAAUGAUCAGUAGGUGGUGUGUCUUAGAGGGUUCUUAAUAAGGGCCUAAUUAAUUGGGGAUAAUUAGUAGCUGAGUGUGCAGGAGUUGAACGGCCUCUGUUCUGAAUGGAAGGGGCGCGUUUCCUCAGACAGUUUUUGAGGAAUUGAAGUGCUGCUGUGCUCAGCCAUUGCUUGCUGUCUUCUGGAAUAAAGGAUAACAAUUCACAUGUAAAUAAAGAAAAUAUCUCUAAGAUUGACUAGCAAACUUGAACAGAGGAGUAUUUAUAUAUAAAGGUGUUUUUUUGCUACCAAUGAAGGUAUUUAUUUUGAAGAAAAUAAAAAGCUUUUUCUUCCCAAAGCUGCUCCCAUUUGUGCUGGAUCCCAUGUGGAAGCAGGGCUGUGGUCUGGCAUCUGCAGGGCCACUCUCCUUCACUGCAGGAGCGUGGGGUCACAGCAAACCCUGGGAGGCAGCACAAAUGGUGUCAGUGAUUAACAAUUCUUGCAAGAAAAACUAUGAAAAAUAAUAAGUUAUUUGAGCAGAUAUACUGAAACCAUUUCUUCAGUAGGAAUAUUCCUGUGUAAUGUUAGAUGUGACUGUGCUUCCUUCUUACAUAUCUAAUUCUGUGAAAUAUUUAACCAUGUGAAAGUAUGCUGGUUUAUGCUCACAAUAAAGCAAAAACAAAUCUAUGAAA